UUUGGAUACAAAAUACUAGUAUUUUGAGAAUGCACGAGCGACCCGCGUCGACAACAACCACAACGAAGACGCGGGAGAACGUGGGCUGCGGCUUCCUCCUUGGGUUCGUCAUCCUGGCGGUGUCUGUCGUUUUGCUCUUCGCGAACGAAGGCAGGUCGGUCCGCGAACACGCAGGGUUGCAAGAAGCUCUGGCACAAGUUGUCGAGUUCGACGAUACGAAGAACGUCGUGUCGAAGCUCGUGCACUUGACGGGGCGAUUGACGACUGUAAACGAUCACGAGCGGCCUUUGGUCGUGGACGCCGAGUUUGGUGUGGCAACUACAGGCAUUCGCCUCCACCGCAUCGUUGAGAUGCUGCAAUGGGAAGAGGAGCGCCACGACCACACGUACACUGAAGACGGACAAGAAAAGACCGAUACCACGUACUCGUACAAAAAAUCGUGGAGCACGGACGCCAUCGACAGCGAUCGCUUCCAUGAUGCGAGCUACGUGAAUCCGUCGACGUGGACGUACACGUCCAAGACGACGACUGCGCCAUCGGUGGUUCUUCGCGGAUACAGUGUUCCGAACGAGUUGCUCGAUAUGAUCUCAACUCGGAACGAAGUGGCGCUAGACACUGCCAGUCUCGAGCAAAUGGCGUCAAUCAUGGAGCUAGCUCUGCAUGUAGAGCAACGGGUCGACUCGAUCCCGGCGCUCCAGACGAUGGAAAUUCGCCACAACCAGUUUUUCUCCAAGCCGACCGGCAACAAGGUCAAGGCACGGGACCGAGCCACCGCCACCGUGGGAGACAUGCGAAUCAAGUUCCAAGUGACUCCGGCCAACGUUGUGAGCGUCCUCGCGAUGCCAACGCGCGGCGCAACCUUGCACCCGUUCACGACGUCGUCGGGGGCCACGAUUGCGUUGCUGGAGGAAGGAAUCGUGAGCGCGGCUGACAUGAUUGCCCAUGCAAAGACGUUGGUGUCGCUGUACACGUGGGGCCUUCGCUUCGUCGGCCUCGUGCUCGCCGUGCUGGGGUACUAUGUCCUGUUGCAGCCCGUCGUGGACCUCGCGCACCUGUUUCUGCAUGUACCGCUCGCGGGAUCGUUUGCGGUGGCAGUCGUGUCGUGGAGUGUGGACGUCAUGAGCGGCCUCUUGGGGAUCAGCACGGCGCUCGUUGUCAUGGCAUUUGCAUGGGUUUGGUACAGGCCGCUCGUUGCGCUCGGCCUCGUCUUUGUGGCCAUGACGCCGUACUUUGCCAUGCCCAAGCCGAAACGUGCCAACACCAAGUUGGCCGUGGCAUAAGGACCAUCGUAGUGGUCUGUCGUAUCGAUUUGGAAUCGUGGUCGAGCCAUUGUCCGUGGAGCAUCGCCGACUUGUUCAAAACAACCCAUUUGUACAUCGCGUCAACGUUGAUACAGCGACGAACUGCGACGUAGAGUGCGCAGCGGUUUAGUGGUAGCGCGCAAAGAGGUAACGCCGUCCGCGAUCGCCCGCCUAUCCUCCGAACGAGGCUCGUUGAAGCGGUGACAGGCCCUUUUUCAGCCCGUACUUCGGCCCGUUGUUCCUCGUCUGCAUCUUCGCGAUGUCCAGCCGCCCGGCCAAACGUAUGCGACUCCAUCCACCACCCACGCAACACAAAAUGGUAUCGUCUGUGGCGAACUCUUCUCGUCCACCGCAACCCCGCGGCCUCAACGUUACCGAACGCACCCACUUGAGGCGCCGCUCUAGGAAAUCCCAUCAACAAUUCCAUGCCACCUGCAUGACUCUGAACAAAGGAGACGGCUGCAACCAUGCGCGCCCGCGAUGAAAGGCCUUUCGGUCAUGUUUAGAGUCCCAUGGCUUUCGACGAAGACGUCGCCAGGUCACCCGACGGACGCAAUGGCGUCGAAGGCAGUCGGAGAGACAUCACUCGGACACUCUUCCUAUGUCCGACCAAUCGCCGGGACAAUGACAACACGACCUCAGCACAAACUGGCCACAACAAGAGGAGAUCCUCGCUCACGUGUUGAAAGCGUAUGCAGUCCGCAACGACUGUGUCGGUGUACUUGCAAUGGAUGCACUUGGUCGCGAGCAACCUGAAUCGCGCGAUGGACCCAGCCAAAUCGCUCUGGUGACGAUGUCCGCGAGGCGCGUCUCGUCCAUGAUUCGGACCUUUGUUGGGUGUUGGCGCUAGUGCCAUGACGGGUCUUUUCAUCGACGUCAUGGAAGCCCUCAUGGCACACCACGGCGUCAACACAUCGCUGGCCAAGCAGCCCAUCGUCCGUCGAUUACCGCAACGACUAGUUCUUUUCCAACUCCACGGCACCGCCACGAUUGCACCGACUGGUUGGACGCAUUGUUUGACCAGAGGCAGCCUGGUCGUGGAGCGCGUCUGGGAGGGGCUUGCCGACGCUGGGCGCAACCCGUCUAAGCCGUCGAGCACGGCUUGCUGUGCAAGGUGCUUCGCUGGCCGUGUUACACCAAUUCAGUGAGCAAUUCUUGGAGGCCAUGGACGCCCCGGCGAUUCCAACGACCCUAUGGAGUGCAUUGUCGCUGUCAGUAGCUACGCAAGGAGAAACCUUUACCAAUUCUUCGAACGAUGGUAUGGUGCCAUAGACUCAUGCUAGGUCCACAGCCUCCAUCACCAGCUCGACUUUGAUGACGUCAAGACGCGAGAGGCAGCUAAAGUGUUGCGAGGAAGAGAGUUCUGGGGAUGGACCCUC
Messenger RNA from Aphanomyces invadans, 2680 nucleotides. RefSeq lists its product as hypothetical. Gene Ontology annotation, cellular component: nuclear inner membrane. The record is from RefSeq and is a predicted model, not a curated record. Bases 30 to 1280 code for a protein of 416 amino acids. Gene Ontology annotation, biological process: nuclear membrane organization. Lineage: Eukaryota; Oomycota; Saprolegniomycetes; Saprolegniales; Verrucalvaceae. The transcript is spliced from 7 exons.